Messenger RNA from Plasmodium reichenowi, 3273 nucleotides. RefSeq names its product AP-1 complex subunit gamma, putative. Gene Ontology annotation, biological process: clathrin-dependent endocytosis; Golgi to vacuole transport; intracellular protein transport. NCBI's taxonomy places the organism in Eukaryota, Apicomplexa, Aconoidasida, Haemosporida, Plasmodiidae. The record is from RefSeq and is a predicted model, not a curated record. The coding region runs from base 1 to 3273 and encodes 1090 amino acids. The transcript is spliced from 4 exons. Gene Ontology annotation, cellular component: AP-1 adaptor complex; membrane coat; AP-2 adaptor complex. Gene Ontology annotation, molecular function: clathrin-cargo adaptor activity.
AUGUCCAUUAAGCUAAGGGAUUUAAUACGAAACAUUCGAAGCUGUAAAACAGCAGCUGAGGAAAGGUCAGUAGUAGCAAAAGAAUGCGCAUUAAUUCGUACAGCUUUUAAAGAAGAAGAUAAUAUUUAUCGACAUAGAAAUGUAGCAAAAUUAUUAUUCAUAAAUAUGUUAGGUUAUCCUACUCAUUUUGGACAAAUUGAAUGUUUAAAAUUAAUUGCUUCUAAUAAAUUUUCAUUUAAGAGGAUUGGAUAUUUAGGCCUUACCAUAUUAUUAGAUGAGAAUACAGAUAUUUUAAUGUUAGUAACAAAUUCAAUAAAAAAUGAUUUAAGAAAUAGUAAUCAAUAUAUUAAUGGUUUAGCUUUAUGUGCUUUAGGAAAUAUAGCAAAUAGUGAAAUGUGUUCCUCGUUAAGAUAUGAGAUCUUAGAUAUGAUGAAUAUUAAUAAUCCUUAUAUAAAGAAAAAAGCAGCUAUGUGUGCUAUUCGAAUAUUGAAAAAAACUAAUGAUAUUGAAGAAUUAUUUUUAGAAAAAAUUAAUAAUUUACUAGAUGAUCGAAAUCAUGGUGUAUUAAGUGCAGGUAUAAGUUUAAUGAUAACACUAAUGGAAAAAAAACCUCAAUAUAAAAAUAUUUUAAGAGGAUAUACAAAUAAAAUAGUAAAGAUUCUUAAAAGUUGUGUUAUGUCAGGAUAUACACAUGGUGCUGAAUAUGAUAUAUAUGGUAUUAAUGAUCCUUUUUUGCAAGUUAAAAUUCUUAAAUUAUUAAAAUAUUUAAAUUCUGAUCAUGUUAAUAAUAACGAAAAUGAAAACGAAAAUGAAAAUGAAAAUGAAAAACAUAUAAAUUAUAUGAAUAAUAUGAAUAAUAAAAAUGAUGAAGAUAAUAAAACUAUGUGUAAUAUUAAUUAUGAAGGUGCAACAACAAGUUUUAAUAAUACCAAAAGCUUUAAUGAGCAGAAUGAUAUUUUAGAUGAUACUUCUUUAUCGUCAAGGGAAAAAUUAAUUAAAAAUGUUAAUAAUAAACAACCAUAUAGUAUAAAUGAUAAUAUGAAUAAGUUUAAUAGUAUGAAUAUUAUUCAUAUGGAUUCUAUGAAUAAUAAUAUAUAUGAUAUGGAAGAAGUAAAUUCUGUUUUGGCUCAAGUUGCUACUAAUACGGAUUCUUUAAAAAAUGUAGGUAAUGCUAUAUUAUACGAAUGUGUAAAGACUAUUACAUAUAUAUCUACUGAUCCUGGUCUCCUCGUCUUAGCUGUAAAUGUAUUAGGUAAAUUUUUACAAAAUAAUGAUAAUAAUAUUAGAUAUGUAGGUUUAUGUACAUUACAGAAAUUAUUAAAAAAAGAUCCUAAAACCUUACAUAUAUAUAGAAAUACAAUUAUUGAAUGUUUAAAAGAUCAAGAUAUAAGUAUAAGGAAAAAGGCAUUAGAUGUUGCAUUUGCUCUUAUAACUAAAGAUUCUUUAAAAAUUAUGGUAAAAGAAUUAUUAAAUUAUUUACUAGUAGCAGAUAUAGAAAUUAAAAGUGAUAUUGUAUCUAAUAUAUGUGUAUCUGUUAAUAAAUAUGCGCCCAAUGUACAAUAUUUAUUAGAUACAUAUAUAAAAUUAUUUUGCUUAGCGGGAAAUUUUAUACAAGAUCAUAUAAAAGACGAUUUUAUUUAUUAUCUUUUACAAAACCCAGAAUUUCAUUCAUAUGUUGUUUUUAAAAUAUUUUUUUCAAUAAAAGAAAAUUUAGAUCAAUAUGCUCUCAUUCAAGUAGGUAUUUGGUGUAUAGGUGAAUUUGGCGAUUUGUUAAUUCAAGAAAAAAAUGUAGGACCAGAUGAAGAAUUAAUAACUGUUACUCAUGAAGAUGUUUUUGAUUUAUUAGAUAAAAUUAUUAUAAAAUAUGAACAAAAUCAUGUUAAAGAGUUACAUAAUAUAAAUGUAAAGGAUCCUAUUCAUAAUAUUUUAUAUAAUAAUAAAUCAUUGAACAUAUUAGAGGAGACACUAAAUAAUAAUAGUAAUAUUAAUGGUAAUAACACUACUACUAAUCAUAAUAAUCAUAAUAAUAAUAAUAAUAAUAAUAAUGGACUUAAUAAUGCACUCAUAUGUUGUAAUAUAAAUGAUAAUAUGAAUAAUGAUGACAAUAAUAUUAUAUUACAAUAUAUUUUAAUGUGCUUAAACAAAUUGACAGUACGAUUCCCAUCACAUAAAAACAAAAUUGAAAAAAUGAUACAGAAAUAUAAAAAAAAUAAAUGUAUAGAAAUACAACAAAGAGCCUGUGAAUUCCAUGAAUUCAUGAACCCACAAUGGGAUCAAAUCAGAGAUUCUAUUUUAUUACGUAUACCAUGUAAUAAAAAAAUGAAUAGAAAAAAACAGCAACAACAACAACAACAACAACAACAACAACAACAACAAAAUGAUGAUGAUGAGGAACCAAUAUAUAGUGAUAAAAAUACUGAUACCUUGAUAAAUAAGAUGAGUUCUAUACAUACAAAUAACCAUAAUAAUUCGAACAAUUCAUAUGUGGUUGAUUUAUUAGAUCUGGAUGAUGUUUUAGGAAUACAAAAUACGAAUAAUAAGAAUAAUGAUAAUAUGAAUAAAAAUAUAAAUAAUAAUCUAACCAUUAAUGAGAAUAAGUUGAAUAAUUUUAAUAUUACUAAUGAUCCCAUAAAAAUGAAUAUUCCCAGUGUAUCAAAAAGUGAAGCAAAUAUAAAUAUUUCAUCUAACACACUAAAUAUAAAUGAUAAUAAUGUGCAAAUGGGAAAUAAAAAGAAUGAGGAUAUUUUGGCUGACUUGUUUGGCAAUAUUUCAUUGGACAAGCCAACAAGUAAUAAACCAAGUGAAUCAAAGGAGGAAGGAAAUAAUUCAUUGAAUUUACUUUUGGAUGACAUAACAACGGACAACCUUGAUACCUUAAAUUUAAUGGAUGAGAAGAUAAAGGAAAAGGUUCAAAUACAACCUUUAAAAAUAUAUGACAAAAAUGACAUUGUAAUUGUUUUCAAUUUUGAAAAAGAAUAUAUAGACUCUGAAGUUACAAUGAUUAAAGCUGUAUAUUCAAAUAAAUCUAGCAUUUUAAUAUCAUCCUUUGUUUUUGAAGCUGUUGUUCCUAAUUAUGUAAAGUUAGAAAUCUUUUCUGCUUCAGAUAAACAAUUGUUACCAUCAGAAGGAAAUACAAUAAAACAGAAUCUUAAAAUUUGGAAUAAGUUAUUUAAGAAAAAGCCUGUUCUUAUGAAGGUUAGGUUAUCUUAUGUAAAGAAUAAUGAAAGCUUCCAAGACUUUAUUAAUAUAGGAAAUUUUCCUAAUGAUUUAUAA